This is a messenger RNA of Cephus cinctus (wheat stem sawfly), 1659 nucleotides long. RefSeq names its product histone-lysine N-methyltransferase SMYD3 (gene Smyd3). NCBI's taxonomy places the organism in Eukaryota, Metazoa, Arthropoda, Insecta, Hymenoptera, Cephidae. The transcript has 7 exons. Bases 277 to 1590 code for a protein of 437 amino acids. Gene Ontology annotation, cellular component: nucleus. Gene Ontology annotation, molecular function: protein binding. The record is from RefSeq and is a predicted model, not a curated record.
UGCAGAUCUAGUUCAGUGGCCGGAGGAACGACCAUUUUAACUGGUCAACCUUUUGCCUAUGUUUUGUGUUCUGUAUUACGAAUUCAACGUUGUGACAACUGUUUGUACAGUAAUUAUUAAAAUGUCACACUGAAGGCGUGAUUUCGAAGUUGUAAACAGUGAUCAUUUGUACUUCGUGUGCGAUAAUUUAUGGUAUAUGGGAGGAUCGAGAAAAAUAUACUACGUACUUGUGGAAAAUUGAAUAUUCUGCCUUUGGUCUGAUCUGUCAUUGAUAAAAUGAAAGAGAAAGUUGAUACCAUCAAAAACGGAUCAACUAUUAUCACUGCCAAACCAUUUGCCUUUGUGCUCAGUUCCAAACACAGAUUUAGUCGAUGUGACAAUUGUCUAAAAAGUGGAAAACUCUCUAAAUGUUCUGGUUGUCAGUAUGUAUAUUAUUGUGAUCGUACUUGCCAGAGGGAAUCUUGGAGUGUACAUAAAUCAGAAUGCCCCAACUUGAAACGAAUAUCUCCUCGCGUUCUGCCAGAUGCUGCUCGGCUUAUGGCACGAAUAAUUGUCAAGCUAAAGAAUGGAGGAGCUGACGAAGUUGGUUAUUAUACAGAAACAAAUUACAGGAAAUUUAAGGACUUGAUGUCACAUUAUUCAGAUAUAAAGCAAGACAAAAAACGGAUGGAGCAUUUUACAUCUCUCUGCGGAGUCUUGUUUGAAUAUCUUGGAAAAACACUUAUUCCAAAUUCUGCUGAAUUGAUGGGGAUAUAUGGUCGAAUAUGUGUGAAUUCAUUUAAUAUUUUGGAUCCAGAUAUGAAUAGUAUUGCUGUGGGUAUAUAUUUAGGUCCUUCCAUAAUAGACCAUAGCUGUAUCCCAAAUGCAAUAGCUGUUUUCGAAGGUACCACGAUUAUAAUCCGAACAUUACAAGAUCUCCCUCGCCUAGAUUGGUCCCAGAUACGAAUAUCCUACAUUGACUUACUCAAUUCAACUGAGGAUAGAAGAGCAGAGUUGAAGGAUUCGUAUUACUUUUGGUGCAACUGCCAAAGAUGUUUGCAACCAGAGCCAUUCGUUGCAGCAGCUACUUGUCCACAUCGAAAUUGUACAAAUCCCUGUUCCCCUGACAUACGAGUGUGUUCAGACUGUGGUCAGGAGUUUCCUCAUGGAUUUAAAGAAAAGUUUGACCAAGUUACUGAGUUUACUGCUCACCAUUUACAAAAUAUGAAGUCCAUGGCUUAUCUAGACAUUAGUAAAAUGUGCCUAAUGAAGCAGGAGGGUAUCCUGCAUCCUUUUAAUUUACAACGUGUCCGUACCAUAGAAUCAGCAUUUGAAGCUGCUGUAAAUUUAAAUGUUUGGGAGGAUGCAAAAGCUUACGCUAUACAAUUAAUUCCAGGGUACCUGAUGUAUUAUGGACAUGUGCACCCUUUAACUGGAUUGUUGCAUCUCAUGCUGGGAAAAAUUCUUUUGUAUUUGGGAGAGUCAAAGUGUGCAUUGGAAAAACUCAAAGAAGCUAGUGCGAUACUGUGUAUAACUCAUGGUGAAAGACAUUCUCUGUUUAGAGAAAGUUUGCGACCCUUGAUGUGCCAAGCAACGGCGGAAGUUCGUUAAUUGACUCGGAACAAAUAGUAACAUAGUAUAACUUUAUAAUUUUAAGUAAUAAAAUUAUUUUACAGUCAA